CGAAGCAAAAGAAACUCGGAAAAUCAGAAAGUCAUUUUUCAAGAGGUGGCUGGUAAGUGCAUAUCAGAUCUCUUUGCUGACUCUUAUCUCGCUUCCAAGCCAAAUCUUCUAUGGAGCUUUUUUCUAACAAACUGAAAUUAGGGAGAUUUUUGGAACCUGAAAGAACUGUUGGCUGGGCAUGCAUAUUGACCGACAGACAAACAUAGACAUAAGGACAUGAUAGGAAUUAUAUAGUUCACGUCUGCAGGUGAUGUUCAGUCGUGAACAAAAAUCAUUCAUUCGCGUCUUAAAGGAUACGAAAACAGCCAUCAAGGAGCUGGACAACCUUGCUUCAGCAGUUUUGCUCGUCAUGGUCAUCAUUCUGUGGUUGCUUCAGACAGGAUUAUUGACGACGCAAGUUCUCAUCUUUAUUUCGUCGCAGCUUUUGCUUUUACAGUUCAUUUUUGGGGACUCUGCCAAACGCGUGUUUGGAGCUAUCGUGUUUGUAUUCGUGAUGCAUCCAUUCGAUGUGGGUGACCACUGCCUUGUCGAUGGGGACAAGUUGGAGGUUGAGGAAAUGAAUAUCAUGACUACUGUCUUCCUGACAAAGGACGGUGAAAAGAAAUCUUACCCAAAUUCAGUUCUGGCCUCUAAACCCAUCAGCAACUACAGCCGGAGCGCAAACAUGAGCGAAUCUUUGGAGUUCGUUGUCGAUCUCUCCACUUCAGUCGAGAGCCUUGAAGCUUUGACAAAUAAAAUAAGAGAGUACAUAGAAAGGAAGCCGAAACACUGGCAUCGGGAUCACAGUAUUGAGUUUAAGGGGAUUGCGGAAGUUGACAACUCGAAGGUCUUGAAGAUGGCUCUCCAUGUCACCCACACAUUGGAUUUCCAGGAGGUCAUGGAAAGGACCAACGGAGAUCCGAGCUCGUGCUGGAGCUGAAGAAAAUUUUCGAAGAACUCCAUCUCAAGUAACGCGUGCUUCCUCAGUAAUAUUCAUCUCAGUUAGAAUGGGUCAGCGGCAGCUACUGUGCAUGGUUGUGACGACUCCAGGAGCGAGGCGUUCCCAGU
Molecule: messenger RNA, 1047 nt
Organism: Eucalyptus grandis
Lineage: Eukaryota; Viridiplantae; Streptophyta; Magnoliopsida; Myrtales; Myrtaceae
Product: mechanosensitive ion channel protein 10-like
Exons: 3
Coding region: 251-919 (222 amino acids)
Biological process (GO): detection of mechanical stimulus; transmembrane transport; monoatomic anion transport
Cellular component (GO): plasma membrane
Molecular function (GO): mechanosensitive monoatomic ion channel activity
Source: RefSeq, a predicted model, not a curated record